Coregonus sp. 'balchen' is the source of this 17985-nucleotide messenger RNA. Lineage: Eukaryota; Metazoa; Chordata; Actinopteri; Salmoniformes; Salmonidae. The record is from the annotation of a GenBank genome assembly.
CACACCCGCUUGCUUUCAUAUGAGCACAUAUGUGUGUUUGGUAUAGUAUAUAAGAACAGUCCUGACCCAAGCUAAGGUGUAUUCACCAGUGGUUGUGAUUUCAGGAGUGACCAUGAAGAGUCUCGUUAUUGUGCUGGUAUGUGCUGUGCUCGCUGAGGGACUCCACAGGUAAGUGCUCCAACCACAAAUCUCUCUUUCUCUCUCACUUCAAAUAAUAUAGUCUCUCACGUUCUUUCCUUUUCACAUUUUCACUCCAUCCAGUUGCCCCUUUUCCCUAAAUCCUCCUUAAAACACUUUUCUUUUCUCAUCUCUCAUAGUCACUGAUAACUCCUUGUCGCUCUCUCUCCCCCUGUUUGCAUUUACAAAGUUCACCUUCAUAUUACAAUCUGAGUGUAUCUGUGUGCUUGUUACCCUAGGAUCCCUCUGGUGAAGCAUAAGUCAAUCCGUGAGAGAAUGAUGGAGAAGGGAGAACACCUGCCCUACCAAGACCCCGCUCUCAAAUACUUUCCUGAUGAGUUCGCUGGCUCCACCACCAUGUACAUCAACAACUACGCCGACGUACGUACAUGCUCUAAAACACAAUCUUAUGGUCUAUCUAGAAUGUCAAUGUCUUAUCUGUCUAUAUCCAUAGUAGUCUAUUUUCAUAUUCUAGAAUGAAAUUCUAUGAUGUAGGCUAAUGUAGAAAAUGUGAAUUCUAGGUCUAACUAACUAGAUAACAACCAUGUCAAGAUAACGACUAACUCCAUGAUCUAGACUCUAAACCACGCCAACCACUCUAGAUCUGAUGCGUUGUUGUCUGAAUGUAUUAGCAGCAUCUCUAUCUUUGUCAACUGUAUUUUCCCUGUUGUGUUUUCCAGACCACCUACUACGGAGCCAUCAGCAUCGGUACUCCCCCCCAGUCCUUCCAGGUGUUGUUUGACACUGGCUCUGCCAACCUGUGGGUUGACUCCGUACUCUGCAACACUCAGGCCUGCAGCGAGUACAGCUGGAUAGCUUCAUGACAAUGAAUGCCACUUCUAGCUACGUUUACAACUACCUAAAAUGUGUAUCAAUUAACUACUACUUCCUCAACAAUAAAUGUUACUAACUGUACUACUACUACUACUACUACUACUACUACUACUACAGUACUUCUACUACUACUACUACUACUAUCAGAGAAAUUUAAGUCCAUUAUCACUUCUACACACUUCCCAGAUAAAUAAUUAGAAGACAGUAUAUUUCCUCUUUAAGUUGAUUGUGACCCUUCCUCCUGCAGACACCCACACGAAAUUCAACCCCCAGCAGUCGUCCACCUACUCAGCCAAUGGGAAUACUUUCUACCUACCCUACGGAGCUGGCAGUCUCAGUGGAGUCUUCGGAUAUGACACCGUCAACGUGAGUCCCAGCAUAACAACCUUACAUAUACUAAAGUACUUCUUCCACAGUUAUUCUUAACUACAAGCAAUAAUAAGCCACAACAGAUACAGCCACAACAGUACAAUUACUUCCAUUCUAACAAAACCAAAGUGUUCCAUGAUGCAGAGUGUGUGUGUUGUUUGUCACCUCUUUAGGUUGGUGGGAUUGUCAUCACCAACCAGGAGAUUGGUCUGAGCACUGACGAGCCAGGUCAGAACUUUGUUGUGGCCCAGUUUGAUGGUAUCCUGGGCCUGUCCUACCCUUCCAUCUCAGCCGGACAAGAAACUCCCGUCAUGGACAACAUGAUGUCACAGAACCUUCUGCAGGCCGACCAGUUCGCUUUCUACAUGACCAGGUCAGUACUCCUACCAUUACUUAUAACACACAUAUACCACUACCACUACUUACCACACAUAUACCACUACCACUACUUACCACACAUAUACCACUACCACUACUUACCGCACAUAUACCACUACCACUACUUACCACACAUAUACCACUACCACUACUUACCACACAUAUACCACUACCACUACUUACCACACAUAUACCACUACCACUACUUACCACACAUAUACCACUACCACUACUUACCACACAUAUACCACUACCACUACUUACCACACAUAUACCACUACCACUACUUACCACACAUAUACCACUACCACUACUUACCACACAUAUACCACUACCACUACCUACCACACAUAUACCACUACCACUACUUACCACACAUAUACCACUACAGAUGUCGGAUCUAAAUUGGACCCCUUUUGUCGCAGGAGGAAAAUAAUCCUGCAGGAAAAUAAUCCUGCAGCAGGAGGAUUUGAAUAUCUAAAUAAUUAUUUAGAAUGAGCUGUUUUAGAUCAAUUGUUUUAUUAUAUGUUGAAGGCAAGCAAUUGGCAGAAUAAAUUAUUGUUUUCCUCAAUUCCUGUGUGGUCCAGCGGUCACAGCCACUGACUCCGGCAUGUAUAUGUCAGAGUCGGCAUGGGUUUAAAUUCUGCCCUUUGACUCAUGGAUCAAUGUCUAUUUUUGACGCAUUCAUAACGUGUGGUUACAGGAUUAAAACAGAAACAACUCAAAGGUUAACAGUUUAGGAACUUAUUCAGAGUGGUUAAGGUUAGGGCUAUGUUUUGGGGAAGGCUUAAAACAAAAUAAUAAAAAACGACGCGCCUAUGUUUCAUCAGUAUUCAUACUAUUCUUAACACUCGCUAGAGCAUUGUGAUCUGCCAUUGUGCAGUGGUCUAAGCAGAGUUUGCGGCCAGUGCUUGGCGAUAUAGUGACCAGCCUGAGACUAAAUUAGGCCCACAAGUUAAUUGGAUUUAUUUAAAUGAUUUCAAGAAGUAAAACAAAUAGUCUGAUAAUUUACACAACAAAAAAUAUCUCAGCUCAAUUAAAUCAUCUUUGGAUAGGCUCAAAUGCAUAAACAUCCUGACAGCUUUACGAAAUGAAAUAUUAAAGCCACACAAUACAGGUUUUCAAUCCACACCAAAGACCAGAACUAUAUUGACAAUUAUACUGUACAUAGCCUAACUAUAAAACUUGGACGAGCAUCCCCACUGGAGGAAUGUUUGUCGUUCUGAAGUAGGCCUACAUCUGUCAAACAGCUGAUGGCCAAAUCAGCUCAUCAACUCACACCUUUCAUUAUGUAAUAAUGGAUAGGCUAAUGGGUAGCCUUCAGAAUGUAGCCUAUUGGAAUAUAAUCAAAUAAUAAGGGACCUAUUGUAGCCAUCGAUGGCACUAAGAUUAUCGGCAGCUGAUGUCUCGUUAAACCAUCAAUACGCUCUAAAUUCACCCGCACAGUUUAUCUCAAUAGCAACCAUUAUUGGUCACCUCAUUACCGCUCCCUAAAAGAGGAUGUCGGUGUUACCUUUGUCCUUGCAACCAAAGUAUUUCAAGAUAUGUUCACCCUCUGGUUGGUAUUGCAAUCAGAACAACUUAGAGUCCUUUUUGAACAGACUAAGGGUGAUUUGUCUGUUUGACCAGCAUUCCAUACAAUAGAUAUAAAGUAUUUACUGUUGGAAUUUACCCGACACUAAUGUUGGUGUAGCCUAUAGUUAAUAUUUUAUUGGUUUCCUAUUUAUGUUAUCCAAAAGUGUCUGAUAUGGUCAUUUCUUAUCAAGAUCGGGGGUAAAAUAUCCCUGGACUGUCCAUAUUUAAAAAAAAAUUAAAACAUGUAAAUACAUCUAGUAAAUUGGGGGAAUUGAGGUAUUUGUGCCAGAAGGGUAUGGGUUGGAAUCGAAACCACGCAAACAGGGUAGGACUAUAUGUGCGCGCUGAAGGCAACAGGCCAAACCCACCCCACCCCACCCCACAAAUGAACUCAAUUUUGAACUUAGCCUCCACUUGAAACUUGUAUGUCAUAGCCUAGUGGAGACCAAUAUCUAUCUUGUGUUAUUAAGCUAUAUAAAACUACGGUUGUUGAUGUGUAUGAAUGCAUUUCAGAUACAUGUUUGUACAUUUGAAUGUUCUUGCCAACUGCCUUCUUUCUUUGGAAAACUUUUUGAUGACUUGAAACUUUUUUUCUGUGCAGCGGCGGCCAGCAGGGCAGUGAGCUGUCAUUUGGAGGAGUGGACACCACCAAGUACCAGGGUCAGAUCUACUGGACCCCCGUCACCUCCCAGACAUACUGGCAGAUCGGCAUCCAAGGGUCAGGAUCAACCACACCAACCAAACAUACUUAACCAGACACUGACAUCAGAACCACUAAGAGCCGGCAAAAGCUGGGGUGAAAAACUUCUUUUGGAAGUUUUCAAAAAAUGUCUAAGGCCGCUGUGAAUGCUAGUCUGUCUGUCUUUCUGUCUGUCUAACACUAACCCUUGUAUAUCUCCAGGUUCCAGAUCAAUGGUCAGGAGACAGGGUGGUGUGGGCAGGGCUGCCAGGCCAUCGUGGAUACAGGCACCUCCAUGCUGACUGCACCCGGACAGGUCAUGGGAACUCUGAUGCAGUCCAUUGGAGCCCAGCAGGACCAAUACGGACAGGUAGCAGGAAGCCACUAUAAACCACUACAGACCAGUACUAACUGACACCAUAAACCAGUGUAAUCCAGAAGGGACAGUUUGGGGAAACCAUUACAGAGUAAACCAGUACAGGGAGGUUUUGUCUCACUCAUGUCUGUGAAUUGUUUGUUGUUGUAGUACACAGUGAACUGUAACCAGAUCAACAGCCUGCCUACUCUCACCUUCACCAUCAAUGGAGUCAACUUCCCCCUGCCACCAUCUGCAUACAUCCAGCAGGUGAGUGUGUGUGUGUGUGUGUGUGUGUUUGUGUGUGUGUGUGUGUGUGUGUUACCCUCUAAGACUGACGUUAGGAUAAUGAAGGCCAUUUUAGAUGGCUCAAGCUGGUCCAUAAGCCGUGUGUGUGUGCCUAAGCCAUGUGUCAGUAGCGCAUGUAAUUGCAUGUGUGGUGUGUGCAUGCAUGCGUGUUUGUCUGCGUGUGUGUGUGGAUUGCACUCAACAUGCGUGUUCUCCUCUCUCCAGAGCAACCAGGUCUGCUCCGUGGGGAUCACCCCCACCUACCUGCCAUCCCAGAACGGACAGCCCCUGUGGAUUUUGGGAGAUGUAUUCCUCAUGGAGUACUACUCCGUCUACGACCGCACAAGCAACCAAGUGGGCUUUGCCACCGCAGUCUAAACCUGACCAACAUGACCAUGACCGUAAACCAACACAGGCUCCGACCGUUCUUAGAACUCUACCACCCCAAACCUCACACCGAAUCUAUUCCACCUCUGGCCAUUCUAGAACAUCAAUCACCAAAGGCAACUAUUCUGAAUCACCCAUGGCAACCACUCUUGUCAUUAUAAUAUGCCUGUUACCCAUGGCAACCACCGUGGGUCAGUUUGGCUUUGGUCCAGAGGGGUUAAAGCAAGCAUUGACAUCAUUGGGUUAAAGCUGUGGUCUUUGUUGAUGACAUCUGCUAAUAUAUUCAGUUCAGCUGUAAGGUUGUUUCCUUUCUACUCUGGCAUUGCAAUGACAACCUCCUAGUUCUCAGACAACAUCGGAUGUGAAUACAGGUUCAGACAUGUUGCUGAUUGCAUCAUGAGUCUGAGUUGCAAUUCUGAGUUGAGUGAAAAAGAGAAUGAGCUACAGAAACACAGUGAAAUAUGAAAAUAUGAUUUUUGACACUUAAAUGCAUUUUAUCUCAAAACUGGAUGUAUUUGAUAUUAAUUUAGUUUCCAUUUAGACUGAAUAAACGAUUGAAGUGCACAAUAUUCCUAUUUGUUUUGAAUCCCUGUAUAUGACAUAUCAAGCUCAUGAUGCCUGUAAGACUGAAAUCACACCUCACAUUCACCAAUGACAGUUGCCAGAAACUGCAACAUAAAAGAACAAGAGCAUCUUACCCAAUUGGAGCCUGUAAAUAUAUCCAACCAUCUACACAUCUUACCUAUAGAUGUAUUACAUAAUGGCAGUAAUAGCUAAAUAUCACUGAGUCAAAUAUGCCAUCUGAUAAAUGGCAUUAAGUCCUAAGUAUCCUCAGGAGAGCACCAGCAGUGUAUACUGUGAAAGGGACUUUAAUGAAAGCUUCAACAUUUCAUUUCUCCUAACAAGCUCUCAUUAUCUCUGCAACAUGGUCAGGGGCUGGUGUGUGUGUGUGGGUGCGUGUGCGUCCAUGUGUGUAUUUCUCUUUGUUUCUACACACACACACACACACACACACACACACACACACACACACACACACACACACACACACACACACACCCCUACACACACACACACACACAUACCAUCAUAAUAUGUCUUAAACUGAUUAUGUCAGGAGCAGAGACUGCAAAGGGACACACACACACGUUUGUGAUUUGACCCCCAGUCCUCAUGUACCUGACCCCUCCACCCUCCACCCUUUAAAGGGAAGCAUCUCUCUGACUCAUGCCCACAAAGACUGCUCAGACCCUGGGGUAUCCUGCUCUGAGAUAUGGCCUGUCACUGUCUAUCUGGGUCUGUGCCUCAUUCACCAGACACACAAGACACAAGAACUCACACACCCUCCAUCUUUUGCUUUGCUCUCUAAGCAGUUCAGCCACUAUUCUCUAUUUUAACAGGUCCCCAGUUUACAGACACAAUAGUGCUUAAAUAAGUUCAUCAUCCUGUUUUCUUAGUUUCUAUAAAACAUCUGUAUAUCUGUGGUCCAUUAGUUCCAACAGAGGUUCAGCUCUCUACUCCAUUAGUAAGAAACUGUGUGAGGCUCAGAGGGAAAUGCUGCAUUGCAGGUUUUCUAGUGAGGACAAGACAGUCCAGACAGGGCCUAGUACAGAUGUAUACAGACCACUGUGAAGCAGGGUAAGUCAGAAUAUACAUCAGAGGUAGAAAUGUAGCCUACAGGGUGAUACAGGGACAGAAUUUGAUAUGUCAUCAAAUAUUAAGUGCUUUCUGAAAAUAAACUAUUCAGGCCUUUGUGAUCUCUCUUUACUGUAAUAAAAAAGCACUUACAGGACUGUUGUUUCUGUAUCAGUGUGUGUAGAAACUAUCUCCAAUUAUGUUAACAUUAGAAAUGACAACUCGGUAAAUAUCUGGAGAACAAUUUGCAUGCACAUUGUUAUUCAUGACCUUGGAGAGGUGUUCAUAUCUCAGUGUAUUUUGCUGUAUAUCUAUAUUACUGAUUAACACUAAGUGCUUAUAAUGCAGUAACUAGGGGAUUUCCAAUGACACAGCCAAAACAAUGGAAAUCUCCACUCUUUCAGAGCCAUUUUGAAACAAAUACACAGUUGUGGAAAAAGUACUCAAUUGUCAUAAUUGAGUAAAAGUAAAGAUAUCUUAAUAGAAAAUGACUCAAGUAAAAGUGAAAGUCACCCAGUAAAAUACUACUUGAGUAACACAUCUAAAAGUAUUUGGUUUUAAAUAUACUUAAGUAUCAAAAGUAAAUGUAGUUGCUAAAAUAUACUUAAAUAUCAAAAGUGUUCUUUAAUUUACAGAUAGCCAGGGAUGCACUCCAACCCCCAUGCAUCAUUUAGUGAGUAGGUCAAAUCACAGGCAGUAGGGAUGACAUUUACAUUUUAACAGACGCUCUUAUCCAGAGCGAUUUACAGUUAGUGAGUGUAUACAUUUUCAUUUUGCUAUGGCUGGCCAUGCUUUCCACCUGGCUACCCCUACCCCGGCCACCAGCUCUGCAACCUCCGCUGCAACUUGCCUCUAUUGGGGUGCCACAGGGUUCAAUUCUCGGGCCGACUCUAUUCUCUGUGUAUAUCAAUGAUGUCGCUCUUGCUGCUGGUGACUCUCAGAUCCACCUCUACGCAGAUGACACCAUUUUGUAUACAUCUGGCCCUUCAUUGGACACUGUGUUAACAAACCUCCAAACGAGCUUCAAUGCCAUACAACACUCCUUCAGUAGCCUCCAACUGCUCUUAAACGCUAGUAAAACUAAAUGCAUGCUCUUCAAUCGAACGCUGCUUGCACCCGCCCGCCCGACUAGAAUCACUACUCUCGGAGGGGCUGACUUAGAAUAUGUGGACAACUACAAAUUCCUAGGUGUCUGGUUAGACCGUAAACUAUCCUUCCAGCCUCACAUUAAGCAUCUCCAAUCCAAAGUUAAAUCUAGAAUCGGCUUCCUAUUUCGAAAACAAAGCGUCCUUCACUCAUACUGCUAAACAUGCCCUCGUAAAACUGACUAUCCUACCAAUCCUUGACUUUGGCGAUGUCAUUUACAAAAUAGCUUCCAACACUCUAUUCAGCAAAUUGGAUGUAGUCUAUCACAGAGCCAUCCGUUUUGUCACCAAAGGCCCAUAUACUACCCACCAUUGUGACCUGUACGCUCUCGUUGGCUGGCCCUCACUACAUAUUCGUUGCCAAACCCACUGGCUCCAGGUCAUCUAUAAAUCACUGCUAGGCAAAUCCUCGCCUUAUCUUAGCUCAUUGGUCACCAUAGCAACACCCACCCGUAGUAUGCGUUCCAGCAGGUAUAUCUCUAUGGUCAUCCCCAAAGCCAACACCUCCUUUGGCGCCAUUCCUUCCAGUUCUCUGCUGCAAAUGACUGGAACGAACUGCAAAAAUCUCUGAAGCUGGAGACACAUAUCUCCCUCACUAUCUUUAAGCAUCAGUUGUCAGAGCAGCUUACCGAUCACUGUACCUGUACACAGACCAUCUGUAAUUAGCCCACCCAACUACCUCAUCCCCAUAUUGUUAUUUACAUUGUUAUUUAUUUUGCUAAUUUGCACCCCAGUAUCUUUAUUUGCACAUCAUCUUCUGCACAUAUAUCACUCCAGUGUUAAUACUAAAUUGUAAUUAUGUUGUACUAUGGCCUAUUUAUUGCCUUACCUCCAUAACUUACUACAUUUGCACACACUGUAUAUAGAUUUUCUAUUGUGUUAUUGACUGUACGUUUUGUUUAUUGCAUAUGUAACUCUGUGUUGUUGUUGUUUUUAUCGCACUGCUUUGCUUUAUCUUGGCCAGGUCGCAGUUGUAAAUGAGAACUUGUUCUCAACUGCCUUACCUGGUUAAAUAAAGGUGAAAUAAAAAAACAUGUUGGAAAAACUUGUCAAUAAUCAACUGACUGGCUUUCUUGAUGUCUAUAGUAUUCUCUCUGGUAUGCAAUCUGGUUUCCGCUCAGGUUAUGGAUGUGUAACUGCAACCUUAAAGGUCCUUAAUGAUGUCACCAUUGCCCUUGAUUCUAAGCAAUGUUGUGCUGCUAUUUCUAUUGACCUGGCCAAAGCUUUUGAUAUGGUAGACCAUCCCAUUCUUGUGGGCCACCUACAGAGUAUUGGUGUCUCAGAUGGGGUGUUUGGCCUGGUUUGCUAACUACCUCUCUCAAAGAGUGCAGUGUAUAAAGUCAGAACACUGACAGCUGUGGCUGCUUCGCGUGAUGGAUUGUUGUCUCUACCUUCUUGCCUUUGUGCUGUUGUCUGUGUCCAAUAAUGUUUGUACCAUUUUAUGUGAUGGUACCAUGUUGUGCUGCUGCCAUGUUGUGUUGCUACCAUGUUGUUGUCAUUUGGUGUUGCUGCCAUGCUAUGUUGUUGUCUUAGAUCUCUCUUUAUGUACUGUUGUGUUGUUUCUCUUGUCGUGAUUUGUGUUUUGUCCUAUAUUUUUAUUUUCUAUCCAAGCCCCCGUCCCCGCAGGAGGCCUUUUGCCUUUUGGUAGGCCGUCAUUGUAAAUAAGAAUUUGAUCUUAACUGACUUGCCUAGUUAACUUAAUUUUAUUAAUUUUUUUACAAAAAAGCCUAAUCAGUAGCCUAUAACCAAUGUUUCAUUAAAAAUAUAAUGAGCAGCAAAACGGUCAACAGACAUUCCUGUUAUUUCUUCAUAUAAAUGGUGAUGGUAGGCUAAUAUUAUUAUAGCUUAACGUUUGGGCAUUGUCCAAUUGUUCAUGGCUUGAAUAUGCAGUGCAUUUUUGAAAUGCGAAUGCCAGGUGUGUAGACAAAUAUUUCCAUGUUGAAGCCAAUAACAAAAACUAGAUUGGCUACAUGUUUGUUAUAACUACGCCUAUUGUAGGGUUACUGUAUACCAUUAAAAAAUAUAUCUUCGAUGAAUAGGAAAAACAUCCAUGCCUCCGGCCGAAGAGCCCUUAGGCCAACAUGUGCACACAUUGCCUUAUGAUCAUGGAACAAGAGAUUUGAUUUAGAAUAUCGUGUUUUUAACCCAAUCUUAUUUGGAAAUAUUGUUGUUACUUGGUUUAAUUUGAUUAAAAACCAAACUUAUUAGAAAGAUUCACAUCCAUGAGUUUACGUUGAGAACGUACAUGGCUCGAAUACAAUGGAAUGUCUUCUGCUAUUUCUGGAGAAGUGCAAAUAUGAUGUAAAAUGAAUUCUCUGAAAAUGUACAGUUACCCGACACUUUGUAUGAAAGGAAACUAAUGUUGGUGUAGCCUACUGUUAUUAUUUUAUUUGUUUCCUGUUUAUGUAAUCCAAAAGUGUCUGGUAUGGUCAUUUCUUAUCAAGAUCGGGGGUACAAUAUCCUAGACUGUCCAUAUUUGAAAUGUGUAACUAAACCAACUCAAUCGGGUGGAUUGAGUUACGUGUGCCAGAAGGGUGUGGGCUGGAAUCAAAUCCAUGGCAACAAGGUAGGCAUAUCUAUGUGUGCUGAAGGCAGCGUCCCAAACUGCUAGAACACCCCAGGCCAGAAUUAAACAAAAUGUUGACAGUUUAUUCGUAACCUUAAGAUACACUUGAAACUUGUACGUCAUAGCCUAGAGGAGACCAAUAUCGACCUUGUGUUAUUAAGCUAUAUAAAACUACGGUUGUUGACAUUUAUGGCUGCAUUUCAGAUAACAUUUUUGUACAUUUGAAUGUUGCAGCGAUAGGCCCUAGGCCUAGCGUUUGAGGGAGUUAGAGAGACAAUUAUUUUGAUAGCAGGCCUGAUCCCAAUGCCUCAACUGCCCCCAGAUGGAGAGAAAGAGAACAGCUAAUUUUCAGGGACUCACAAGGCUCAUUUGAAUUUCUUGAUGCAGCAGGAAAAUUCUCUGUGACAAAAGAACGAUCAAGUUAAGAUCCGACAUUUGUAUGUUUAACAAUGUAUUUCCAUAUUGAAGCAAUGCAAUUAGAACAAUAUGGACUGCAAACACGUUAAACAUACACAAAAUGACCAAAAGUAUGUGGACACCUGCUGGUCGAACACCUCAUUCCAAAAUCAUGGGAAUUAAUAUGGAGUUGGUCCCCUCUUUGCUGCUAUAACAGCCUCGACUCUUCUGGGAAGGCUUUCCACUAGAUGUUGGAAAGUUGCUGCGGGGACAGCCACAAGAGAAUUAGUGAGGUCGGGCACUGAUGUUGGGCGAUUAGGCCUGGCUCGCAGUCGGCAUUCGAAUUCAUCCCAAAGGUUUUAGAUGGAGUUGAGGUCAGGGCUCUGAGCAGGCCGAUCAAGUUUUUCCACAACGAUAUCGACAAACCAUUUCUGUAUGGGACUCGCUUUGUGCACAGGGCCAUUGUCAUGCUGAAACAGGGCCUUCCCCAAACUGUUGCCACAAAGUUGGAAGCACAGAAUUGUCUAGAAUGAAUUGUAUGCUGUAGUGUUAAGAUUUUCCAUCACUGGAACUAAGGGGCCUAGCCUGAACCAUGUAAAACAGCCCCAGACCAUUAUUCUUACACCACCAAAUUUUACAGUUGGCACUAUGCAUUUGGGCAGGUAGAAUUCUCCUGGCAUCCGCCAAACCCAGAUUAGUCAGUCAAACUGCCAGAUGGUGAAGCGUGAUCCAUCACUCCAGAGAACGCGUUUCCACUUCUCCAGAGUCCAAUGGCGGCGUGCUUUACCCCACUCCAGCCGACGCUUGGCAUUGCGCAUGUUGAUCUUAGGCUUGUGUGCGGCUGCUUGGCCAUGGAAACCCAUUUCAUGAAGCUCCCGACGAACAGUUAUUGUGCUGACGUUGCUACCAGAGGCAGUUUGGAACUUGGUAGUGAGUGUUGCAACUGAGGACAGACUAUUUUUACGCACUUCAGUACUCGGCGGUCCCUUUCUGUUAGUUUGUAUGGCCUAACACUUCGUGGCUGAGCCGUUGUUGCUCCUAGACGUUUCCAUUUCACAAUAACAUCACUUACAGUUGACCGGGGCAGCUCUAGCAGGGCAGAAAUUUGACAAACCCCUUUGAUGGAAAGGUGGCAUCCUAUGACGGUACCACGUUGAAGGUCACAAAGCUAUUCAGUAAGGCCAUUCAACUGCCAUUGUUUGUCUAUGGAGAUUUCUCAUUAUUCUGGUUAUGAAAAUAGCAAAAAUAUUUCUGACACCGCUGUACCUAUAGCGCUACCGUCAGCGAAAAGAUGUAUCGUUGCGUUCGGUUUGUAAAAAUAGAGCCCUGUAUCGUAUCUGAUCUGGUUAUCUCCCUUAUAAAGGUUCAGUAAACUAACAGCAUUGUUUGGUUAGUGCUGCUAUCGGUACAGGGGAGUAGGGGCUGGCCUGAACACUGAAUAGAGAAUGUGGAGUCAGGGGAAAAAGGAGCUGAUAGUCACCUCCUUAAGUCUGAUAAUGAAUGUGUACACACACACGCGUGCCCAUAUCACACCCGCUUGCAUUCAUAUGUGCACAUAUUUGUGUUUGGUACAGUAUAUAAGAACAGUACUGACCCAAGCUAAGGUGUAUUCACCAGUGGUUGUGAUUUCAGGAGUGACCAUGAAGAGUCUCGUUAUUGUGUUGGUAUGUGCUGUGCUCGCUGAGGGACUCCACAGGUAAGUGCUCCAACCACACAUCUCUCUUUCUCUCUCACUUCAAAUAAUAUAGUCUCUCACAUUCUUUCCUUUUCACAUUUUCACUCCAUCCAGUUGCCCUUUUUCCCUAAAUCCUCCCUAAAACACUUUUCUUUUCUCAUCUCUCAUAGUCACUGAUAACUCCUUGUCGCUCUCUCUCCUCCUCUUUGCAAUUGCAAAGUUCACCUUCAUAUGACAAUCUGAGUGUAUCUGUGUGCUUGUUACCCUAGGAUCCCUCUGGUGAAGCAUAAGUCAAUCCGUGAGAGAAUGAUGGAGAAGGGAGAACACCUGCCCUACCAAGACCCCGCUCUCAAAUACUUUCCUGAUGAGUUCGCUGGCUCCACCACCAUGUACAUCAACAACUACGCUGACGUACGUACAUGCUCUAAAACACAAGCUUAUGGUCUAUCUAGAAUGUUAGUCAAUGUCCUAUCUGUCUAUAUCCAUAGUAGUCUAUUUUCAUAUUCUAGAAUGAAGUUCUAUGAUGUAGGCUGAUGUAGAAAAUAUGAAUUCUAGUUCUAACUAAUUAAAUAACUACCAUGUCAAGAUAACGACUAACUCCAUGAUCUAGACUCUAAACCACGCAAACCACUCUAGAUCUGAAUGCUUUGUUGUCUGAAUGUAUUAGCAGCAUCUCUAUCUUUGUCAACUGUAUUUUCCCUGUUGUGUUUUCCAGACCACCUACUACGGAGCCAUCAGCAUCGGUACUCCCCCACAGUCCUUCCAGGUGUUGUUUGACACUGGCUCUGCCAACCUGUGGGUUGACUCCGUACUCUGCAACACUCAGGCCUGCAGUGAGUACAGCUGGAUAGCUUCAUGACAAUGAAUGCCACUGCUAGCUACUAUCACAACUACCUACUAUGUGUAUCAAUUAAAUACUACUUCCUCAACAAUAAAUGUUACUAACUGUACUACUACUACUAUUACUACUACUAAUACUACUACUACUACUACUACUACAGUACUUCUACUACUACUAUUACUAUCAUAGACAUUUAAGUCCAUUAUCACUUCUACACACUUCCCAGAUAAAUAAUUAGAAGACAGUAUAUUUCCUCUUUAAGUUGUUUGUGACCCUUCCUCCUGCAGACACCCACACAAAGUUCAACCCCCAGCAGUCGUCCACCUACUCAGCCAAUGGGAAUACUUUCUACCUACCCUACGGAGCUGGCAGUCUCAGUGGAGUCUUCGGAUAUGACACCGUCAACGUGAGUCCCAGCAUAACAACCUUACAAAUACUAAAGUCCUUCUACCACAGUUAUUCUUCAUUACAAGCAAUAAUAAGCCACAACAGAUACAGCCACAACAGUACAAUUACUUCCAUUCUAACAAAACCAAAGUGUUCCAUGAUGCAGAGUGUGUGUGUUGUUUGUCACCUCUUUAGGUUGGUGGGAUUGUCAUCACCAACCAGGAGAUUGGUCUGAGCACUGACGAGCCAGGUCAGAACUUUGUUGUGGCCCAGUUUGAUGGUAUCCUGGGCCUGUCCUACCCUUCCAUCUCAGCCGGACAAGAAACUCCCGUCAUGGACAACAUGAUGUCACAGAACCUUCUGCAGGCUGACCAGUUCGCUUUCUACAUGACCAGGUCAGUACUCCUACCAUUACUUAUAACACACAUAUACCACUACCACUACUUACCACACAUCUACCACUACCAGUACUUACCACACAUAUACCACUACCACUACUUACCACACAUAUACCACUACCACUACUUACCACACAUAUACCACUACAGAUGUCGGAUCUAAAUUGGACGCCUAUCGUCGCAGGAGGAAAAUAAUCCUGCAGAGGAGGAAUUGAAUAACUGAAUAAUUAUUUAGAAUUAAUUGUUUUAGAUCAAUUGUUUUAUUAUAUGUUGAAGGCAAGCAAUAGGCAGAAUAAAUUAUUGUUUUCCUCAAUUCCUGUGUGGGCCAGCGGUUACAGUCACUGAACCCGGCACAUAUAUGUCAGAGUCGCAUGGGUUCAAAUUCUGCCCUUUGACUCAUGGAUCAAUGUCUAUUUUGACGCAUUCAUUCUGUGUGGUUACAGGAUUAAAACAGAAACAACUCAAAGGUUAACAGUUGAAAAUGCAUUCCGAUUGGUUAAGGUUAGGGCUAUGGUUUGGGGAAGGCUUAAACAAAAUAAUAAAAUUGACGCGCCUAUGCAUCAUCAGUAUUCAUAAUAUUCUUAAUGCUCGCUAGAGCAUUGUGAUCUGCCAUAGUGCAGUGCUCUAAGCAGCUCGCUCAGAACCUCAUGAGUUUGCGCACAGUGCUUGGCGAUAUACUGUAGUGACCAGCCUGAGACUAAAUUAGGCCCACAAGUUAAUUGGAUUUAUUUAAAUGAUUUCAAGAAGUAAAACAAAUAGUCUGAUAAUUUACACAUCUUUGGAUAGACUCAAAUGCAUAACCAUCUUGACAUUACAUUAUUUAAGAGACGCUCUUAUCCAGCACGACUUACAUUAUUUUUUUUUUCAAACUGGCCCCCCGUGGGAAUUGAACCCACAACCCUGGCGUUGCAUGCUCUACCAACUGAGCUACAUCCCUGCUGGCCAUUCCCUCCCCUAGACGAUGCAGGGCCAAUUAUGCGCCGCCCCAUGGGUCUCCCAGUCACGGCCGGCUUCGACAGAGUCUGGAUUCGAACCAGGAUCUCUAGUGGCACAGCUAGCACUGUGUUGCAGUGCCUUAGACCACUGCGCCACUCGGGAGGCCAUACAAAUUGAAAUAUUAAAGCCACACAAUACAGGCUUUCAAUCCACACCAAAGACCAGAACUAUAUUGACAAUUAUACUGUACAUAGCCUAACUAUAAAACGUGGACGAGCAUCCACACUGGAGGAAAGUUUGUCGUUCUGCAGUAGGCCUACAUCUGUCAAUCAGCUGAUGGCCCAAAUCAGCUCAUCAACUCACACCUUUCAUUAUGUAAUAAUGGAUAGGCUAACAGGUAGCCUUCAGAAUGUAGCCUAUUGGAAUAUAAUCAAAUAACAAGGGAACUAUUGUAGCCAUCGAUGGCACUAAGAUUAUCGGCAGCUGAUGUCUCGUCAACCAUCAAUACGCUCUAAAUUCACCGGCACAGCUUAUCUCAAUAGCAACCAUUAUUGGUCACCUCAUUACCGCUCCCUAAAAAAGGAUGUCAGUGUUACCUUAGUCCUGCUUGCAACCAAAUUCUUUCAAGAUAUUUUCACCCUCUGGUUGGUAUUGUAAUAAGCACAACUUAGAGUCCUUUUUGAACAGACUAAGGAUGAUUCAUCUAUUUGACAAGGAUUCCAUACAAUAUAAAUAAAGUAUCUACUGUGGGAAUUUACAUGACACUAAUUUUGGUGUAGCCUAUAGUUAAUAAUUUAUUGGUUUCCUAUUUAUGUUAUCCAAAAGUGUCUGAUAUGGUCAUUUCUUAUCAAGAUCGGAUGUAAAAUAUCCCUGGACUGUCCAUAUUUAAAACAUGUAAAUAUAUCUAGUAAAUUGGGGGGAUUGAGGUAUUUGUGCCAGAAGGGUAUGGGUUGGAAUCGAAACCACGCAAACAGGGUAGGACUAUAUGUGCGCGCUGAAGGCAACAGGCCAAACCCACCCCACCCCACCCCACAAAUGAACUCAAUUUUGAACUUAGCCUCCACUUGAAACUUGUAUGUCAUAGCCUAGUGGAGACCAAUAUCUAUCUUGUGUUAUUAAGCUAUAUAAAACUACGGUUGUUGAUGUGUAUGAAUGCAUUUCAGAUACAUGUUUGUACAUUUGAAUGUUCUUGCCAACUGCCUUCUUUCUUUGGAAAACUUUUUGAUGACUUGAAACUUUUUUUCUGUGCAGCGGCGGCCAGCAGGGCAGUGAGCUGUCGUUUGGAGGAGUGGACACCACCAAGUACCAGGGUCAGAUCUACUGGACCCCCGUCACCUCCCAGACAUACUGGCAGAUCGGCAUCCAAGGGUCAGGAUCAACCACACCAACAAAACAUACUUAACCAGACACUGACAUCAGAACCACUAAGAGCCGGCAAAAGCUGGGGUGAAAAACUUCUUUUGGAAGUUUUCAAAAAAUGUCUAAGGCCGCUGUGAAUGCUAGUCUGUCUGUCUUUCUGUCUGUCUAACACUAACCCUUGUAUAUCUCCAGGUUCCAGAUCAAUGGUCAGGAGACAGGGUGGUGUGGGCAGGGCUGCCAGGCCAUCGUGGAUACAGGCACCUCCAUGCUGACUGCACCCGGACAGGUCAUGGGAACUCUGAUGCAGUCCAUUGGAGCCCAGCAGGACCAAUACGGACAGGUAGCAGGAAGCCACUAUAAACCACUACAGACCAGUACUAACUGACACCAUAAACCAGUGUAAUCCAGAAGGGACAGUUUGGGGAAACCAUUACAGAGUAAACCAGUACAGGGAGGUUUUGUCUCACUCAUGUCUGUGAAUUGUUUGUUGUUGUAGUACACAGUGAACUGUAACCAGAUCAACAGCCUGCCUACUCUCACCUUCACCAUCAAUGGAGUCAACUUCCCCCUGCCACCAUCUGCAUACAUCCAGCAGGUGAGUGUCUGUGUGUGUGUGUUUGUGUGUGUGUGUGUGUGUGUGUGUUACCCUCUAAGACUGACGUUAGGAUAAUGAAGGCCAUUUUAGAUGGCUCAAGCUGGUCCAUAAGCCUUGUGUGUGUGCCUCAGCCAUGUGUCAGAAGUGCAUGUAAAUGCAUGUGUGGUGUGUGCAUGCAUGCGUGUUUGUCUGCGUGUGUGUGUGUAUUGCACUCAACAUGCGUGUUCUCCUCUCUCCAGAGCAACCAGGUCUGCUCCGUGGGGAUCACCCCCACCUACCUGCCAUCCCAAAACGGACAGCCCCUGUGGAUUUUGGGAGAUGUAUUCCUCAUGGAGUACUACUCCGUCUACGACCGCACAAGCAACCAAGUGGGCUUUGCCACCGCAGUCUAAACCUGACCAACAUGACCAUGACCGUAAACCAACACAGGCUCCGACCGUUCUUAGAACUCUACCACCCCAAACCUCACACCGAAUCUAUUCCACCUCUGGCCAUUCUAGAACAUCAAUCACCAAAGGCAACUAUUCUGAAUCACCCAUAGCAACCACUCUGGUCAUUUUAGAACACAUAUUACCCAUGGCAACCACUCUGGUCAUUUUAGAACAUAUAUUACCCAUGGCAACCACUGUGGGUCAGUUUGGCUUUGGUCCAGAGGGGUUAAAGCAAGCAUCGACAUCAUUGGGUUAAAGCUGUGGUCUUUGUUGAUGACAUCUGCUAAUAUAUUCAGUUCAGCUGUAAGGUUGUUUCCUUUCUACUCUGGCAUUGCAAUGACAACCUCCUAGUUCUCAGACAACAUCAGAUGUGAACACAGGUUCAGCCAUGUUGCUGAUUGCAUUAUGAUGCUGAGUUGCAAUUCUGAGUUGAGUGAAAAAGAGAAUGAGCUACAAAAACACAGUGAAAUAUGAAAAUAAGAUUUUUGACACUUAAAUGCAUUUUAUCUCAAAACUGGAUGUAUUUGAUAUUAAUUUAGUUUCCAUUUAGACUGAAUAAACGAUUGAAGUGCACAAUAA